UACGUCCACGCCCCUAUUUGUCUUCCCAGUUCCGCCGCAGUGAGAUCAUCCGCGAACGAGGGCGCGGGCGAGAGCGAAAGCGACGAAGAAGGUCGAAGUGAAGAAGAAUAAAGAAAGAAAGAGGGAUCUCCCAUCUUCGGCUUCCAGUCUCUUCUGAUGCUUGUCCAGCUGUCCUCGACCGUCUAAAAGGACGGCGUGCUCGGAUGCUGGCUUCCCCCAAUUCUCCAAAUCCAAAGGGUCCGCUAGGUUCUCCUUCCACGGCCAUCUAUUCCUCAGGGUUGUAGGAGGUGAGGCAAUUCUUUUGGUUGCCAAGGGGCUUUAAAUUGGUAAGGAUGAGCAAAGAACGACCACCGGACCCAUUGGAUUUCUUUAUAUGGACGGUCGAGGAUGUGGGAUUGUGGCUGGAAGAAAUUAACUUGGGAACUUACAGACAGGUCUUCGGAGAGAAUGGCGUCAAUGGUCAGUAUUUAGAUAGCUUGUCCGCAUUCACCACUGAACAGAUUCUGCGAUUUAUCAGGCGAUGCCAUAUGAAGUGGGGAGAUUUCAUCAUACUAUGCAAGGAGCUCAGACGCAUUAAAGUCGCGUUGCUGAAAGGAGAGGAACAGGUUCGUCGGCCAUGGUGGGCUCCGUCCUGCCUAUCAGAUGUAUUUGUGAAGGUGUCAAAGCACAAUCGGCAGUCUCGAGUUGUCUCUUUAAAGUUGGAGCCUUGAUAUGCCGGAGAAUGGAUGGGUACAUAUGAUGUUGAAUUUGGUAUGAAGAUGUUCGUGCAGUCGUUUCUAAAAUAUCUUCUUCGAUUUUCUUCUUGUUAUCCUGUUUUUGUUGUUUCGGUCUCUGUUAUUUGUCCACUUACGAGGAUCAAUUUUUUUGCUGAACAAAUGGAAGCCAGUCCAGUACUGUGAAAUGUUACUUAAAUGAUCUACCAUGCAGCUUGUAUGGCCAGAGACUGUCAAUGUAUAUGCUUUCCCUGUC
Molecule: messenger RNA, 969 nt
Organism: Nymphaea colorata (pocket water lily)
Lineage: Eukaryota; Viridiplantae; Streptophyta; Magnoliopsida; Nymphaeales; Nymphaeaceae
Exons: 4
Coding region: 333-710 (125 amino acids)
Molecular function (GO): protein binding
Source: RefSeq, a predicted model, not a curated record